AUCGCUCUCUGUUCUGGGCUUCCCUUGCAGGGGCCUCAUCCAGUCUCUUUGUCUGAUUCUUCCAAUACCUUUUUUUUAGUCAAAGAAAAAGAAAUCAACAUUCAAAUCCCUAUAUGGGCUUCUGGUUUGCGCCUCUCGGUCGUCCCACAGAAAUUCGCGCGAAGGCUGAAUUGAUCGCCUCGUCAGCUUGCGCCACACUCGGUUCAACCAAGGUGAGCGCCCCACGCGACAGCGCCGCCUCCUCCCUCGGGACAUCGUGCAUUCCUUCGUCGACACUCUUCUAUCAGAAACCUGUCUCCCCCUUCGCAUACUGCAUCACGUUUUGUAUUUCUCACUUUAUUUUCAAUCGCUCGUCUUUUCCAAUCCCUCAAUGCUUGGUUCCUAAAUUCACUGACCACAGUUCUACCGCGUCAGCCUCCCAUACUUUUGCCAAAUUUCUUAGGCUGGCGAGAAACAAGCAUUAUCCAUGGCGGCGUUGAUGCAAUCGAAUAAAGAACCUGUCUCCAUCCCUGCCCCACUGUCCGGAUCAUCCGCUCCGAUCAUAUCGACCUCGUCGGAGUCGAUUGCCUUCUUCAAGCAACCCAGACCCGAUUCCAGUCUGACGUCGAUUGCUAGUGCUGGGCUGAACGUUUCGCGCUCGAGAGAACUACUACCGCCAAUGAUGAACGCUAGUCCUGCUACAGGUCCCACGGAUCGGCCGCUGGAACAAGGAAAAGAAUCAGAGCAGCGCAGUUCGCAAGUCGCGAGGGAGGCACUCGGUGCCAGCGAGAAGCAGCAGAAUAGCUCGACACCUGAUGGCAUGCAUCUGUCCUCAGACCAAAUGCAGGUUGAUCCUCAUCCAGCCCCGGCGAACGCAUCUGAUACCUUCGGCCAAACCGAGAACACUACGACCCUGAUGGCUACUUCGACAGUAGCCAGUCCCGGCCCGAUCGAAGAGUCAACCUCACAUGAUGGAGAUCACUCUCGUCGUCGAGAUGAAGUUUCCCAAGAACCAGGCAAUAAGGCGUUCUCUUACCCUAUGCCGACGGCCAGUUUAAGCGACCCUCGCCGUGGCCUGAGCCUCCCGAACUCCGGCUUUCAGAAGGGCCAGCGAUCACCAUCGGCAAAGAAGCACCGGUGUCCUUACUGCUCUACAGAAUUCACGCGGCAUCAUAAUCUUAAAAGUCACCUUCUCACACAUAGUCAGGAAAAACCAUAUGUAUGCCAGACUUGCCAGUCACGCUUUCGCCGGCUGCACGACUUGAAGAGACACACCAAACUACAUACUGGUGAACGGCCACACAUUUGUCCCAAAUGUGGACGCAGGUUUGCUCGCGGAGACGCUUUAGCUCGCCACAAUAAAGGUCAAGGGGGGUGUGCUGGCCGUCGUGCUAGUAUGGGAAGCUAUGCGGCGGAAGAUGAAUACGGUGACACUGCAGCUGCAGGUGCGGCGGAGGAUGCCAUGGACGGGCUUGUUUAUGCUGAACCGGAGCGUAUGAACGAAGAAGAUGAACGGCGACUCAAUAUGCCUAGUAUCAAAAAGCACGAGCUAUCGGCGGACUCGACUUCUCGGGCCAAUACCGCUCCAAGUUAUCAGUCACGACAACCGAGCACUUACCCCCCUGUUGUGUCUGGCAGACCUUCCCCUGGUGGUCUUCUUCCGCCGCCCAGUCACGGUGGCUCUAGCGCGUCGACCUCCCCAAUUUCACAAUCAGGCAACAUGCCAUUUCCCCCCUCCGGUCAGCCGUCGAACUCAUCUGUAUUCCCAACCAAUGUUACUGAAAGCCCAAAGCCACUUUCACCCAAUGCUUUAUCCUCCUGCCAAGUCGGUCAUAAUCCAGAGAAUCAUGCUCCACAACAUCGGGCUCAUUCCCCUGGACUAUCGCAAACUCUCCACCAACAAAGCCAACAACCGUACAGCAGGGCUGGCCCCUCAGCGACUCCAGGCUUGGGCUUUCCCCCUUCUCAAUCAUCAGCCCCCCAGCUGCCUCCACCCCCUGGGUUGAACUCUUCCGAUACUCGAUUUGCGCUUCACUCGCAGGGAGCUGUCCCCGCGCCUGCCCCGGCUGGCCCGAAACAUACCACGUCUCUCAACCAUUCUGGCAAUCAAAGCGGGCCCUUGUCCUGCAAAUCAGGGUCAGAAGCAGCGUUGAAUAAUGGCAGUCAGCUCUCCAGCUCUCAUGAAGCCAGCUAUCUUGAUCAGAGUCGUGAAGGAGAAGGAAAGCUCUGGGCAUACAUACGAUCUAUUCAUGACGAGUUAAACGGGUUGAAAUCAGAGGUCGCUUCGCUCAGGGUACAAUUGGCGUCGGCCAAUGUUAAUGCAUUAGCAACCUCUAGCAUGCCGCCAACCCAGCCAGAGUCUGGUAGUGCCGCUGCUGGGCCACGUUGAACGAUUUUCUGCACAGCUUCAGUUUGUGUUUCUUCGGUCCCUCCACCUGUCCGAUCCCCUACCCGCGGACCGUAUCUGUUCUGUCUAGCGCCUAGAUCACCGCCGGACCAUUAUUC
This is a messenger RNA of Aspergillus saccharolyticus JOP 1030-1, 2484 nucleotides long. Its product is annotated as C2H2 zinc finger protein. Gene Ontology annotation, cellular component: nucleus. The transcript has a single exon. Lineage: Eukaryota; Fungi; Ascomycota; Eurotiomycetes; Eurotiales; Aspergillaceae. Gene Ontology annotation, biological process: regulation of transcription by RNA polymerase II. The record is from RefSeq and is a predicted model, not a curated record. Gene Ontology annotation, molecular function: RNA polymerase II cis-regulatory region sequence-specific DNA binding; DNA-binding transcription factor activity, RNA polymerase II-specific. The coding region runs from base 467 to 2368 and encodes 633 amino acids.